AUGACGGAUGGUAGAGGGGUCAGAUUAUUAACAGAUUUGAAUAAUAUUUUUAAAAGAGAUCCGAAUAUAGAUGAAUAUGAUGUAUUACCUGUUAUAGAACCAAAACAUAAUAAAAGUCCCUUGGUUGUAGUUGAUCAUAAACUGGGAGUAGAACUUUGGUGUGUUUCUAUACUUUAUCAACAUGCCUAUGAUAGAUUAUUUUCUUGGAGAGACAAAAAUGGAGGUGGAAAAUUUAUAGACCCAGUAGAAGUAGGUAAUUUAUGUCGUGCUGUAUUAUUAGUUAAUCCUGAAUGUUAUACAGCUUGGAAUAUCAGAAAAGAGUGUGUGGAAUCUUGUACCUUAAAUAUUGAAGAUGAUCUGAAACUUGGAAGAUUGAUAUUAACAAAACAUCCUAAAAGUCCUGAAACAUUCAUUCAUAGGAGAUGGUUAUUACAAAGAUAUAUUAACCAAUGUUUGAUUUUUCUGCCAACAAAUCAAAAUUCCUCUAGCAAUAAUACCCUAAUUCCUGUACAACUCAAUACCAAUAUACAACGAUUAGUCACUCAGGAAUUUGCUGUUUGUUUACAUGCUGCCGAACAUUAUCCAUGCAAUUAUCAUGCCUGGAGUCACAGAAUAUGGUUGAUACAGACAGCUUAUAAUAAUUCUAUUCAGGUAUUACUUACAGAAUUACAGAAAACUAUUAUUUGGUUUGCACAACAUGUAUCAGAUCACAGUGGUUUUCAUUACCGCCAGUUUCUACUUACCUCAUUAAUGAACCAAUCAAAAACAUUGUUACAUAAAUACCAUAUAGAUAUAAAUGAUAUAAUAACUCAGGAAUUUGAUAAGACUUGUGAUUUGAUUGCAUGUUUUCCAGGACAUGAAGCUCUGUGGUAUCACAGGUAG
Molecule: messenger RNA, 882 nt
Organism: Lottia gigantea (owl limpet)
Lineage: Eukaryota; Metazoa; Mollusca; Gastropoda; Lottiidae
Exons: 7
Coding region: 1-882 (293 amino acids)
Biological process (GO): protein prenylation
Cellular component (GO): cytoplasm
Molecular function (GO): protein prenyltransferase activity
Source: RefSeq, a predicted model, not a curated record